Molecule: messenger RNA, 5919 nt
Organism: Parnassius apollo (apollo)
Lineage: Eukaryota; Metazoa; Arthropoda; Insecta; Lepidoptera; Papilionidae
Source: the annotation of a GenBank genome assembly
AUGUAUAAAAAAUUCAUGCAUACCGGUUUCACGGGAACACAAUGUGAGGUGGAGAUUGAUGAAUGCGCGAACAACCCCUGCCUGAACGGUGGCGUGUGCCAUGACAUGAUCAACGCGUUUAGGUGCACUUGCGUCAUAGGUUUUACGGGCGCUCGUUGUCAAGUGAACAUCGACGACUGCGCAUCGAGUCCGUGCCGCAACGGUGGCACUUGCCACGACUCCAUCGCCGGCUACACCUGCGAGUGCCUCCCUGGAUACACUGGUGUCUCGUGCGAAACUAACAUCAACGACUGUCUGUCGGCACCUUGCCACCGUGGCGAGUGUAUCGAUGGUGACAACAGCUUCACCUGCAACUGUCACCCUGGGUACACCGGCCGCGUAUGCCAAACGCAGAUCAACGAGUGCGAGUCCAAUCCCUGCCAGUUUGGAGGCCAUUGCGAGGACCUAAUCGAUGGCUACCAGUGUCGCUGCAAACCGGGUACUUCGGGUCGCAAUUGCGAGAUCAACGUCAACGAGUGCUACUCCAACCCCUGCAGGAACGGAGCCACAUGCAUCGAUGGCAUCAACAGGUACACCUGCGAGUGUAUCCCGGGGUUCACCGGGCAGCACUGUGAGACGAACAUCAACGAGUGCCUGUCCAACCCGUGUGCGAACGGUGGCAAGUGCAUCGACCGCAUUAACGGCUUCCGAUGCGAGUGCCCCCGGGGAUACUACGACGCCAGAUGCUUGUCCGAUGUCAAUGAGUGCGCUUCAAAUCCUUGCAUCAACGGGGGAACAUGCGAAGAUGGAGUCAAUCAGUUUAUCUGUCACUGUUUACCCGGAUACGGAGGUCAACGUUGUGAGCGCGAUAUCGACGAAUGCAGCUCUAAUCCGUGUCAACAUGGCGGCACGUGUCACGAUCGGCUGAAUGCGUACAAAUGUGACUGUGUACUCGGAUUCACGGGCGUGAACUGCGAGACGAACAUCGACGACUGUGCGGGCAACCCUUGCCUGCACGGCGGCUCGUGCAUCGACCUGGUGGACGGCUACCGGUGCGUGUGCGCGCCGCCGCACUCCGGCCGCAACUGCGAGCACACGCUCGACCCCUGCCAGCCCAACCAAUGCCGGCACGGCGGGCGCUGCGUGGCUGAGGCGUCGUACGCGGAGUUCACGUGCGUGUGCGGCGCGGGCUGGGCCGGCGCGCUGUGCGAGCGCGACGUGGACGAGUGCGCCGCGUCCGCGCCCUGCCACAACGCCGCCACCUGCCUCAACAGCGCCGGCUCCUACGCUUGCCUGUGCGCGCGCGGCUACGAGGGCCGUGACUGCGCCGUCAAUACCGAUGACUGCGCCUCCUUUCCAUGUCAAAAUGGCGCGACGUGUUUGGACAGCAUUGGCGACUACAACUGCGUAUGUGCGAGCGGGUUCGCUGGCAAACAUUGCGAGAUCGACAUCGACGAGUGUCAGUCGAGGCCGUGCAUGAAUGGAGCUACGUGUAACCAGUAUGUGGCGUCGUACACUUGCACGUGUCCGCUGGGUUUCUCCGGGAUCAACUGUCAGACCAACGACGAGGAUUGCACGGAAUCCAGCUGCAUGAACGGAGGCACCUGUAUCGAUGGCAUCAACUCCUAUAACUGCUCAUGUCCACCUGGGUACACGGGUUCAAACUGCCAGUUCCGCAUCAACAUGUGCGACAGCUCUCCGUGCGACAACGGCGCCACCUGCCACGAUCACGUCACAUUCUACACUUGUCACUGUCCCUACGGAUAUACCGGGAAGCACUGUGAAGCAUACGUUGACUGGUGUGAGAAUCGUCCGUGCGAGAACGGCGCGACUUGCUCGCAGUCGGGCGCGCAAUACGCGUGCGCCUGCGCGCCCGGCUGGGCCGGCAAGCUGUGCGACGUGCAGAUGGUCUCCUGCAACGACGCCGCGCUCAGGAAAGGUGUCAAACUGAAACAACUGUGCAACAACGGUACCUGCGAGGACAUCGGCAACUCGCACCGCUGUCACUGUCUCGACGGCUACACCGGCUCCUACUGUCAGAAGGAGAUCAAUGAGUGUGACUCCGCACCCUGUCAGAACGGAGCCCUGUGCAAAGACCUCGUAGGAACUUACCAGUGCCAAUGCGCCAAAGGAUUUCAAGGACAGAACUGCGAGCUGAACGUUAACGACUGCCUCCCGAACCCGUGCCAGAACGGAGGAACCUGUCAUGAUCUGAUCAACAACUUCUCUUGCUCCUGCCCUUUCGGGACUCUCGGUAAGAUCUGCGAGAUAAACGUGAACGACUGCAAGCAGGACGCGUGUCACAACAACGGCACCUGUAUAGACAAAGUUGGCGGGUUCGAGUGCAAAUGCCCCCCAGGAUUCGUCGGACCAAGAUGCGAGGGCGAUAUCAACGAAUGCCUCUCCAACCCGUGCUCGAACCCCGGCACGCAGGAUUGCGUCCAAUUGGUCAACGACUACCAUUGUAAUUGUAAACCUGGAUUUAUGGGAAGGCAUUGUGACGCCAAAGUAAAUUUCUGCGCAAACUCGCCUUGCCAAAAUGGUGGUAUUUGCACGGCGAUACAAGGAGGACACGAAUGUUUAUGUAAUGACGGAUUCUACGGAAAGAAUUGCGAGUACUCCGGUUACGCGUGUGACUCAAAUCCGUGCCAGAACGGUGGCUAUUGCCGGACGUCGGAAAUUGGAGACUACAUCUGCGACUGCCCGUCCGGACUGUCCGGAAUCAACUGUGAGAUUGACUCGAUGAAUGAAUGUCUUAGUAACCCAUGCAAACAUCCGGAAGCCCGAUGCAUAGACAAACCCGGCGACUUCCUCUGCUACUGUCCAAGACAAUGGACUGGCAAGAGCUGUGAUAUUUUCGACCCCCACUCUAGAGGUGGAUACGGAAGCCCCGUUUCGGGAGUUUACAGUAAAAACCCGGGUUUAACCUUGCAAGAGUUGGAUCUGGCAUUCCAAAGGGAACAGUGCGUGAAGCUGGGCUGUAAGGAGAAGCAGUCCGAUCACCACUGCGAUGAAGAGUGUAAUACAUAUGCUUGCGAAUUUGACGGAAACGAUUGCUCCCUCGGUAUCAACCCUUGGGCAAAUUGCACAGCGCCAAUCAAAUGCUGGGAAGUGUUCAUGAAUGGAGAAUGUAAUGAAGUGUGUAACACGCAAGCUUGCUUAUUCGACGGAAGGGACUGUCAGAAGUCGCUGCAACGUUGCAAUCCCAUCUAUGACGCAUAUUGCCAGAAACACUAUGCGAACGGCCACUGCGAUUACGGAUGCAACAACGCUGAGUGUAAUUGGGACGGCCUUGACUGCGAGAAUGAACCCCCAGACCUUGCUGAAGGUGUCAUGUCCGUUAUCUUGCUCAUGGACGUUCGAACGUUUAAAGAGAACUCUGUCGCGUUUUUACGAGACUUGGGCCAUCAGCUGAGAACAACCGUAGUAAUCAAAAAAGAUCAUCUCGGCAACGAUAUGGUUUACCCGUGGAAAGGAGCGGCGGACGUGGGUCUUCAAGACACCGAGUUUGGAAAGAAACAUCAGAUUGUCUAUACCGAGAGAGGCCAGUCGGGUGUUCAAGUGUAUCUUGAACUUGACAACAGAAAAUGCUCGUCAAUAUCCGGAGGCGAGUGCUUCUUCUCCACUCGUGAAGCCGCUGAUUUCCUAGCAGCUACCGCUUCCAAACAUUCUCUGUCACCCGACUUCCCGAUCUUCCAAGUGAAGGGAGUCACUACACCGGAUAGCCCUGGAGACUUACCAACAAACAGUAAAUACGUCUUUAUCGGCGUUAUUUUAGUCCUGCUCGCUGGCUUACUAAUCGGAGUGUUAGUGACUGCGCAAAGAAAACGCGCUGCCGGCAUCACUUGGUUCCCAGAAGGCUUCAUCCGAAAUAAUUCUUCGACAAGAAGGCGUUCUAGACGCCGCGGUCCCGAUGGUCAGGAAAUGAGGAAUUUAAACAAGGGAUCUAUGGGUUGUAUUGAUGUGGAUAUCAAUGGUGGGCAUAUGGGACCGCCGCAUUGGUCUGAUGAGGACGACGACGGUUCUGCGCCGCCAAGGGCGAAGAGAGCGCGAGGUCCAGGCGAUGCUAAUGGUGCUCCUGGAGGUUAUGCUUCAGAUCAUACGGCAAUCACGGAUUAUGAAGAAGCCGGUCACGAUUCGAGAGUAUGGACGCAACCGCACUUGGACGCGGCGGAUAUACGGGUACCACCGAGUAUGAUGACUCCACCAGCAAUCCACGACGGGCACGCGGACGUGAACGCGCGCGGGCCGCUCGGCAUGACGCCGCUGAUGGUGGCUGCAAUCCGCGGCGGUGCGCUGGACGCUGGCUCGGACGCGGAGGACGAGCACACCGCGCACGUCAUCUCCGACCUGGUGGCGCAGGGCGCGCAGCUCAACGCCGCCAUGGACAAGACCGGCGAGACCAGCCUGCACCUCGCCGCCAGAUAUGCGAGAGCGGACGCUGCAAAGAGGCUCUUGGACGCCGGAGCGGACGCGAACUCUCAAGACAACACGGGGCGGACGCCGCUGCAUUCAGCUGUCGCAGCGGAUGCCAUGGGCGUAUUCCAGAUUCUGCUAAGAAAUAGGGCAACAAAUCUAAAUGCCCGCAUGCACGACGGAACCACACCCCUCAUUCUUGCUGCAAGGCUAGCGAUCGAGGGCAUGGUUGAAGACCUAAUUAAUGCCGAUGCUGACAUCAACGCAGCGGACAACAGUGGCAAGACAGCACUGCACUGGGCAGCCGCCGUCAACAAUGUCGACGCUGUUAAUGUACUAUUGGUACACGGAGCAAAUCGAGAUGCGCAAGACGAUAAGGACGAGACGCCGCUGUUCCUGGGCGCGCGCGAAGGCUCGUACGGCGCGUGCCGGGCGCUGCUGGACGCGCUCGCGAACCGCGAGAUCACCGACCACAUGGACCGUCUGCCGCGCGACGUGGCGCAGGAGCGCAUGCACGACGACAUCGUGCGCCUGCUCGACGACCACUGCCCGCGCCCGCCGCACCACCACCUGCUGCCGUCGCCUAACCCUCAUCCGCAGCUGAUUAGUCAGCCAACGGUGAUCGCGAGUGCGAAGGGCAAACCCAAAAAGCCGCGUGCAAAGCCCGGCCCCGACAGUCCACAGGAGCAAGCCUACGACAACAAUAACCUACAACACACGCAGAUUCGACGGAAGCCAAGUGUAAAAAAGAAUAAUAAGAAAGUGGCGCAAGAGGUGCCACAGAGCGUAGAAAGCUUAGGCUCAAGCCUAAGUCCAGUCGAGUCACCGCUCCAAAAUUUACAGGAUUUGCCGUCGCCGUACGACGCGACGUCGCUGUACUCGAACGCUAUGGCGCAGUUCCCAGGCAUGGAGCAGCUUAUACAGCACAAGCAACCGCCCAGCUAUGAGGAUUGCGUCAAGGUAUCGUGUCUGCCUUACAAGACGGGUCAGACGCUGCAGUACGGCGGCGGCCUGGGCGCCUCGCUGUCGCCGCCAUACUCCAACCACUCGCCCACGCACAGCAACCACACCACCUCCCCGCACGCCUAUAUAGGUUCGCCGUCGCCAGGCAAGUCGCGGCCGUCGUUACCGACGUCUCCUGCCCACAUGGCGGCGCUGCGCCACUCGCAUCAGCAUCAACUCGACGCAGCUACAUAUUCUGCGCUCGCCCACCUCAGUGCGAACGGGCAACACAACGCUCAGCUGCAGGCGGUGAUGACGCACGCGGCUGCCCUCGGGCAGGUGCAGGGCGGACAACAUCCCGCUCUCACCAACAUGAUUUCUGGAAUAGGCCUGUAUGGAGGCUGGGGUAUCGGAGAUACGUUCCCGACGCCAUCGCCUGAGUCGCCCGACCAGUGGUCAACGCCAUCGCCACAAACGCCCCUGACACAAUCGCCACACUCCGAUUGGUCGGACCGCGCUGCACUGUCGCCUAAUGACAUGCAACAGAGCAACAAAGGAGCUACGGAAGCCAUUUAUAUAUAA